CAGAAAUGAAACUAAAGUUAUCUCAACGAAGCACUGUUGAAUUUUGUGCAGAAAACAAAACAGAAACAGCAAAGUUAUGGCCAGUGGCAGCAGUUCCUUAUGUGAAGAACAGUUUGAGUGUCCCAUUUGUACGGAUAUCUUCAGUAACCCAGUGUCUCUCCCAUGUGGACAUAACUUCUGUGAUGGUUGUAUCCGGCGGCACUGGGAAGGCAGAGAGGUGUGCAAAUGCCCACUCUGCAAACGAGAGUUCAACAGGUCCCUGAAACUCCAUGUAAACACUUUGUUCAGAGACAUUGUGGACAGUUAUAAACAGGAUUAUGUUGUAAGCGACAGUGAAAAGCCCAGCGGGGCAGAGGAUGUGCUGUGUGACUGCUGCCUUGAGUCCCGACGUAGAGCAGCUCAAACCUGCCUGGUGUGUCUGACGUCCUUCUGUAAGAAGCACCUGAAGCCUCACCUCAAAGUGUCCUCUUUAAAGACACACACACUCACUGAUCCUGUGCCAAACCUGCAGCAAAAGAUGUGCCCAAAGCACAACAGAAUUUUAGAAGAGACCAGCUGUGACCAGACCAAAGUUUGUGUGUUGUGUGCUAAUAAUGAGAAUCAGGCCCAGUCUGAAAAAGAUGUACAUUACAUAAAGAUAACAAACUCAAGGAAAACAAAGAAAACAAAAAAAAAAACAAGCAGCACCAAGAGUGAUAAAGACAGAGGACAUUGAUGAGACAGAGAGAUUAGAAAAUGCAUACAUUUGGCAUAAUAAUGUCCUGUACAGCUUUUCACCUCUACCUCCACACUGCGGCUUCUCCACUGGAAGAGUCUACUAUAAUGUCCCCAAUGUUGGUAACAGUAGCUACACAAUAGGAGUUGUUAAUAAAAAAAUGCGUGGGGAAAUGGUUUUCAGUACAAAAACACACAGGAAAUGGGUUGUAAGAUUCAAUAAUUUUAUGCAUUGUCCAGUGGACUGCCCCUUAACAAAAAUAAAGUUUCCUGACAGAGUUUUGGUGUGUGUAGAUUAUGAACAGGGGCUCAUGUUCAUCGUCCAUCCAUUGGAAGGGAUUGUUUUGUUUUGUAUGGAUAAAUGUAACUUCAAAGGAGAACUCUUCCUGUUUAUAUAUAGAAAUACAAAUGAACCAUUUGUGAACUAUGUACAAGGCUGGGUACCAUUUAAAAGCCCAUCAGAUUUCUUACUAGUUGCCAUAGUGUUUGUCAUGAUCAUUUUAUAUUACUUAAUUUUUGAGAAACAAUAGUUUUUCAAUAUAUAUUGUAUUAUUAUUAUUUUAUUAUAUUGUAUUUUACAAUAUAUUAUCAUGCAUAGCUUCUAUAGAAUCUAGAUUAUGACUGGGCAUAAAUUAACAUGUGAUCAGUUCAUUCAUUUACAGGUGUUCUGUUGUUCUGUCCUAGUACAAGGUGGUACAAAAAAUAAUAUUUUUUUAAAAGUAUUUAAUUUUACAUUUAUUUUUGUGUUGUGCUUUCAUAAAGCCUACCAUACAUCACUUUGGUGAUGUACUUUAUGAAAGCUACCAAAGUGAUGAAGUAUAAAGGGAGCAAAAUUCCAAACCCUCUGUGGUGUGUAGUGCUGUUUAACACAUUUGUUCUUGCUUGUCAUAUUAACAUUCAAUGUUUUUGUUAGGUGCAUUUUUUUUUUCUUUUGGUAUGAAAUUUUUAUAUGUAAUGUUAUUAUUAUGCUAUUAACAUUUUAUACUUAAUUAAAAAAACAACAACAAUGUGAUC
This is a messenger RNA of Periophthalmus magnuspinnatus, 1728 nucleotides long. RefSeq names its product E3 ubiquitin/ISG15 ligase TRIM25-like. Lineage: Eukaryota; Metazoa; Chordata; Actinopteri; Gobiiformes; Gobiidae. Bases 77 to 715 code for a protein of 212 amino acids. The record is from RefSeq and is a predicted model, not a curated record. The transcript has 2 exons.